Molecule: messenger RNA, 1479 nt
Organism: Puccinia graminis f. sp. tritici CRL 75-36-700-3
Lineage: Eukaryota; Fungi; Basidiomycota; Pucciniomycetes; Pucciniales; Pucciniaceae
Exons: 3
Coding region: 1-1479 (492 amino acids)
Biological process (GO): double-strand break repair via homologous recombination
Cellular component (GO): chromosome; cytoplasm
Molecular function (GO): 3'-5' DNA helicase activity; four-way junction helicase activity; ATP binding
Source: RefSeq, a predicted model, not a curated record
AUGGGUGCCAGUCUGUACAAGAAAAUUUACGAAAAGUCGGACGAUAAGCUAAAGGAAUUCAUCAUCGAAUCAUCUAUCAAGACUUACCAGCAAGAGCCAAAGCGGUUGCAGGUCGAUGCUGUUUUCAAUCUUGCCCGAGGUCGCAACACUUUUCUCUUGGCAGGAACGGGGUUUGGCAAGUCUCGAAUCUCGGAAAUGUAUUUCAAUAUGAUCCCAAAGAUGAAGCGGGCGGUGGUGCUUGUCUUGAACCCCCUCGACUCUCUAGGGGAUAACCAAGUGCUUGAGAAGGAGAAGGCCGGAUUCACUGCGAUCAACUUAACGAAGAUGAAUUUCAAUAAGAAAACGGCCGAUGCGAUCUUGAACGGAGACUACAAUUUCAUCUACUUGAGCCCUGAAAUUUUCCUCAACAGCAAGUCUUUUGAUCAAGUUUACUUCAGUACAACUUUUCAGAACCGAUUGGCCUUAAUUGUAAUAGACGAGGCUCAUAUGGUGUACAUCUGGGGCCUGGUGGAGAGUUCGACGUCGAAAAUUGUCACUUCCGUGCACCUGAGGAUUGAGGACUAUGCCUUGUUCAGGCCGUGUUACGGAAAACUUGGACCGCACCUCCUCUUCCGAAACGACAAACCAAUCUUGCUGCUAUCAGCCACUUGCCGUCCGGUGGCUGUGGAGGGAAUCAUGAAGAGCCUCAAGCUGACCGAUGAUAAUCUUGAUAUUCUGCGUGGCGAGCUCACCCGACCUGAAAUCCGCAUCAUCCGAGUCGAGAUGGACUAUUCGCUUGCAUCAUCUCUCGACUUGGUCAAAGUCUUCCCCUCAGCCAACGACGUACCCGACGAAGAGAUGGUUCCAUCUCUGAUUUAUAGCAGCUCACGAAAUCGCACACUAAUUGCGAUGGAUGUAGUCGAUUUGGCUCGAGAGACUCCGGGGGCGGCCUUUCGUUCUCCGAGCAGCUGUAUCCGUCGAUUUCACUCAUGUACUGGCGAUCAGGAUAAGGUCGAUUGCAUCGACGACUUCGCUUCGGGCAAAUUUCCUUUAAUUUCGUGUACCAUGGCUCUCGGGCUGGGGCAAAACUGGAAGAGGGUACGAAUGGUAACUCACUUGGGAAGGGGGGAUCCGGCAUCAAUCUCUCAGAUGUUUGGCCGAUGCGGGAGGGAUGGACGGCAGGGGCUGGCAAUAAUGUUUGUUGAAAAGAUUCGUCGGAAUGGUAAAAAUUCGGUGGACCAGUUUGGCCAGGGUACCUAUCAAAGCGAUCUGGACCGUUUGGACGCCCUCGCGAUCACGCCUGUAUGUCUCCGUGUGGCUUUUGCGAUUGAUAACUUACUUGGAUACAUCCCUCUCUCAGUGGAUGACCCUGGAUACAUCCAAGAGAAAGCACGCGAGAUCAAAGAGGGUAUGACCGAAUCCAACUCAGACUCGCAAUAUCAGCCACAAAUAUCCUUGCAAGCCUGCGGUCAUGAGGAAGAGGAAGAUUCCCGAGGAUGA